Messenger RNA from Chilo suppressalis (striped riceborer), 6367 nucleotides. NCBI's taxonomy places the organism in Eukaryota, Metazoa, Arthropoda, Insecta, Lepidoptera, Crambidae. The record is from the annotation of a GenBank genome assembly.
UAUGAAUAAAACUUUCUUUGUUUAGAAAUAAGUUAUUUUGUCGUGUUUUGUAAUGUAAUUGGGCGAGUGCUGAAAAUUCAUGCAGUGACUUACAUUUAAAUUUGAUAAGGAACAAAAAUUUAUUCUACUUUAUUUUAUGGAGUUGGUUAGACAAGUCAAAAUUUUGAUUAAAUAAACCAUGUCGUCGUCAUUAGAAGAAAGCCCUAUUAUAAAUUCUGAUAUUGAAAAUGAUGUUACAAGCAGCCACAGAAAUCUGGUUGAAAACGAAAGAGUUGAGCAGACCACAGGAUGGAUCAAAAGUCGAACAGUGCUUGGCAUAAUGGGAUUUUUAGGUUUUGCUAAUGUUUAUGCAAUGCGAGUAAACCUCUCAGUAGCUAUAGUGGCUAUGAUCAACUCAACUACUCCUUUGCCAUCUAAUGAUUCUACUCUUGACGUGUGUCCAGCUUCUAGUCCUAGCAAUAAUAGUGUACCUGCUAAACCAGGUGAAUUUAAUUGGACAGCUGAACAACAAAGCAUUAUAUUGGGUUCCUUCUUCUAUGGCUAUGUGUUAACACAGGUUCCAGGAGGCAGAAUAGCAGAAAUAUUUGGUGGAAAGCUUGUAUAUGGUGUUGGAGUAUUAUUAACAGCUAUAUUCACAAUCCUAAGUCCAAUUGCAGCUUAUGUAGACUUCAAGUUCUUCAUAGUUGUGAGAGUGCUAGAGGGAUUGGGUGAAGGUGUGACAUACCCCGCCAUGCAUGCUAUGUUGGCAAGAUGGAUUCCCCCCAUGGAGAGAUCAAAAUUUGCAGCCUAUGUGUAUGCAGGUUCUAAUAUUGGGACAGUUAUAUCAUUGCCCAUAUCAGGUUGGUUGUGUACCUUGGAUUAUGCAGGAGGAUGGCCCUUAUGUUUCUACUUGUUUGGAGGGAUUGGUGUGAUUUGGUUCAUAGCAUGGAUGUUUUUGGUUUAUGACUCACCACAAAAGCAUCCCAGAGUAUGCCCCAAAGAGGUUGAAUAUAUUACAUCAACUAUUGGUCCACAGGAGGACAAACCAAAUAUGUCAAUACCCUGGUGCAAGUUUCUCAAGUGUGUGCCUUUAUGGGCGAUUCUUAUAGCGCAAUGCGGCCAGUCGUGGCUGUUCUAUACACAGCUGACAGAGCUGCCUACAUAUAUGAACAACAUCUUGCAUUUUGAUAUAGUCUCUAAUGCUCGGUUAUCUGCUCUUCCAUAUUUGACUUCAUGGGUGGCAGGAAUAUUGAUAAGUAUUUUUGCUGAUUGGAUACUAUCAAAGGGUUGGAUAUCACGCCUUAACAGUAUGAAAUUGUGGAAUACAGUAGCGGCGUCGGUGCCGGCGUUCGGGUUGCUGGGUAUCGCGUGGGCGGGCUGCGACCGCACCGCCGUCAUGUUACUGUUGAGCAUAACCUCUGCAUUCGGCGGCGCCGUCUACGCCGGCAACCAAAUGAAUCACAUGGACCUGUCGCCUCAGUUUGCUGGCACCAUGUAUGGAAUCACAAACGCCGCCAGCAAUAUAUGCGGAUUCAUGGCGCCAUACGUCAUAGGUCACAUUAUAAGCGAUGAACAGCAAACUUUAGGUCAAUGGCGUGUCGUGUUUUAUUUAGCUGCGGCCAUCGAUUUGGCCGCAAAUUUGUUCUAUUUGUUCUUCGCAAGCACAGAGGAACAGGAUUGGUCGCGAGUGGAGGAGGACGAUACACCUGAUGCCCCCUGUUCCUCCUGGGAGAGCAUCAUGUACCCCGACUCGUAGGCAAGGGCCUGUACACACCACCACAUAUGUACCGCCAGUUUAUAACAAUAGUAGACAGUAUAAGUGCAACACUAUUAGUGUCUACUGCCGGUCGUCAGUUAGGUAUGUAUAAGGUUACCCUUUAGGAAUUUCAAAAGUCCUGACAAAAAUCCUGACAUUUCGAAAAAAGUCCGGACUUUUUAGUCACAAAGUGGUACCAUUUUACUCACUUAAUUACAAUGGUAUCGUAUUUAAGUAAAUAUGUAAAUUUAUUAUUCAUAUACAAUGUAAUUAAAAAAAUUUAGAGAUCCGGACAAAGUCCGGACUAUAGUCCAAAAGUCCGGAUAUGUCCGGAGUAAUCCGGACGGAUGGUAACCCUAAGUAUGGGACACUAUGGAGAUUGUUAACGACACCGGCGCUAGCGGCGGUUUGAGGUUGGUAUAAUCGUACAAACCAUGAGCGUGAACAAGCUAAGCCGGCACGGGUCCACGUAGAAACCGUGCCUAGGCCCGGCGGAAAACAGGUAGUUUAGUACGAGUUUAAGACCCAUUUGCAGAAAUUUUGCAAAAUCUCAAUUUAAUGAAAACUAGAUUUAGCCCAUACAAUGAUGUCAAAUUGACUUUGACGUUUUGUCAUUUUUAUAUGGAUGGAAUCUAGUUUUGAUAGAAUAGAGGUUUCUCAACUUCGCUGAAAGUGGGUCCAAAUCUUUAACUAAGUCACUUCUACGUCGUCAACACCAGUGUGGAAUACGUGUCUAUCCCUCGUUUACACCAAGAAAGAACAGUUUUACCUACUUAUUAAUAAUAGAAGAAGAAGCUUCGAUUAGUGACUCCAUGUUUUGUCUCUGUUCAUUGAAUUACAAAUGAUGUUUGAGUGAUUUGAACAAAAUACGGCGUAAAAAGCUUAUUGCUCGUUUCAUAACAAGGGGGAGACUGGUCAAAAAGUAUCGCAAAUGUUGUUUUUUUUUUCAUAAAAUUCUUAUUCGUACCAGUGAAAACAGGGAGUCAACACCAGUGUCCGUGGAGCAAAAUCGAAUUUCCUUUUACAGAACUUUAGUCAUAAAAUUAUAGAGCGAGUUUUAAGGGUCUCUACAUUCCACUAUACCGCUAGGACUCGCAGUCCCCGCAUAUAAACCAAUACAAUAUAAUGCAAGUAUUUUGGCAAGAAUAAAUAAGAAACGACAGGCCUAUUUUAUCUAACUUGCAACUGAUCUGCAACCGAUCGCUACAGAAACGCUUAACGAAACUAGACUUAAAUACUCUUUAUUACCGUUGUAAACCACGACAAAUACUGUAAUUUGAUGGCGUUUUAUACAAAAAAAUCGGAAUUAUUUAAAUUAAUCGGAAACUUCAGUUGCUUAUAAUAUUAACUCGAAUUACACGCUAUUAACUUUGAAUAUGCCUACAAAAAUACUUGAUUAUAUUUCUAAUUUUGUGAGACCAGUAGUGUUAGUUAUAAUACCAUUUGAUUUCAUUAAUAUUAUUUAUUGUUGCUGAUAGUGGUAUAUAUAAUAGAUAGAUGCCCAUUAUUGGGGUUAAUUAUAAAUAUUGUGUUUUUAUACAUAAUAAAUCAUUGUAUUUAUGGUCUCAAAUAUGAUAACCAUUUCCAAAUAAUUGAUUGAUGUUAGUACUAUAAUUAUGGUAAAAAUAUAAGCCAUUGUGAUACAUUUAUUAGUUUUAUAGUAACAAAUAACAUCAUGUAUGUUAUGUAAAAUAUAUCACGAUAUUGGUUCUGUAUGGUAUUUAAAUAUUUAUGGUCCCCAUAAAUGUAUGUAAAUAACUAGAUACUUUGAUUACAAAAAUUAUAUCAAAAUUGUCAUAAUUAUUACGUGUUAUUGCUCAUCUUAUAAUUGAUAGUUAAACAUUGUAUAAUAUUAUAGCAAAACGGUGCUGUAAAUGUCUACAUUAAUACUGUUUAAUGAUCGCCAAAGAUGUCGAUUUUUUGUCAUUAUGGUAUACUUUGAUUUUAAGGAAAUUCCACAAUGGAAUUUACGCUCAUUGAAUUAGGGUUUAAAAUUAAUGUUUUUUUUUUAUUUCCGCGGUCUGUGGUGUUGCGGAAGCACACCAAGCAAUCUGUAUAUGGAAGAAUUUUCUGCACGGGCGUUUUUAUAACGUGGUACAUUUUAGGCUUGGGUGGUUAUAUAUAAAGUUGUGUCUUCCAAAGCACGGAGGAGCUCGAGUAAAUAAGUUUUUAGUCAUCCCAUCCAAUGACCAACCAUUACAAAAAUGGCUUAAGUUCCACGAUUGCAAACCAAAUGCGCUAACCACUGUGCCAUCAGACACAGAAAAGCCCUCGCGUAACGAGGUUUAAAUAAAAUGUAGUCAAAACUUAUUUGAGGCUAUCAAUUCUGAUGCUCAAUGGAAUAACUGCGGUUAUUUAUUUCUGUGUGUUAUUUUGGGGGAGGCCUAUGUCCAGCAGUGGGCGUCAUACGGCUGAUAUGAUGAUGAUGAUGAUGUGUGUUAUUUUGAGAAAGACCAACGAUGUGCAAUGAAUUUUACUGUACAGUAUUUGCUGUUUUACUAUAUUUUUCAGGUUUACAAAUAAUAAGUUGUACAUUGAAUUGUUUCCUUUGUUGCCGUGCACACAAUUGAUUUUAUGGAACAUCUCUUGAUGACAGAAUUUCAUGCAAUUUCAUUCAAUUCGUGGCAGAAUGUAUGCAAUAAGUAUUGUUUAGCAGUACUUGUUUGAGGAAUGAUAAUAUGAAUAGACACGUAAAAUUAAAUUUAACUCUCUUAAAAACACUUGUUUUGUAACGGUCGUACUCAGAGACCUUAAUUAUCUUUUAAGUUUGAAGCUGUCACUUUUUAUGCAUAAACAAUAGACAACACGUCUCUUAAUCAAGACUUCAUAAAUAAAUUAAUGUCUCUGAGUCAAUUAAAUAUUAAUAGUUAUUUAACUUAUCUUAUACUGUACAUUUAAUCUGAUAUAUUUACUUAAUUACAAAAUCAGCUGAAGCUGGCCAACUACUAGUAAGUAGGUAAAUAAGGUAACAUAUAGCUACUUAAUUCUUAAAAUUUACUUUAUUCUUAAAUACGCUUUUUCAUUAAAUCAAUAUUCAAAAGAUUUUGUGUCGAAUUUUAAGAUACAUUAUUCUAUUAAAAUUAUUGUUGCAGCUAGUAAUCUGACUUGACAGGACAAUAAAAAAUCAAGUUACGCUAAACUGUUUUCGACCUUGUUUAGUUACAUGUUUUUUUAUAAAUAUUUUUUGUCAUUAUCAUAUUGUUAUGAUUGGUCUAUAGUCCUAUACGAUUAUCGAUUGUAAUAUUUAAUGAAUGAAUCGUAAGACAAUAAAAUUAAACAAUCGUUUUCAUAAUGGAAUUGAUACUUUUCUUACAAGUAGGAUUUAAUUUUUGAAUGUAUUUUCGCACCUGGUAAAGGCAGAUACUUUGUAUCAACCAAAGCUUAGAUGGUCAUAUAAUUAAUUACAACUAGGUAAACUCAUAUACAGCGAUCUUAAGCGUAUUUUUUAAAAUUACAAUAAAAUUAUGUAAACGGUAACGUUUUAAUUUCAUUGCUUGAUUAGACUUACUGCAUUUGUAUCUUACUGUUAUUGUACAUCAGUAUUCGCAUGUGAUUUGUUAAAAUAUUCCAUAUUUUAGUGCAUUGUUAUAUUAUUACGAAAAACAAAUUGUUAGUUCAUUUUAUUAUUUAAAUAUCUUAUGCCAAUAUUUGUCUCGUCUUAUUCGCAACGCAAGCACUUACAUGUCUGUUUAUAUUUGCUAUUUGUUGCUUUGACAACAGUAUAUCCUUAUCAUGCUCUAUAGGGAAUGAAAAGAAGAGGAUUUAUCAAAAUUACAAACAGCAUAUACGAAUACGUGAUCUGCCAGCAUAUAAAGAUACCAAGAUUCUUACAUAAUAACUACAACAAGCUGAGGUUUCUUGUAAGAGUAUUCAUUCCAUACGAUUCUGAAUUCAUUAAACAGUAACGCGUAAAAUUGGAUAUAGUGAGCCCUAUUCUCAUUGCAGUAAGGGCUAUAUUUAAUUUCAUUUAUUACUUUACUUGUAACAAGGUUAUUUUACAAUGAAUGGCAGAAUAAACAUGUAGAUAGGUACGUUGAACACGCGACAUCCCGUGGGGCAUUGCAAAAAAUUACCAGUGGUACACAUAUAUGGCAAAUAUUAAAUUAAAAUAACAAAAAAUUAACAACAAAACUAAAAGUAUAAUCACUAUCUUUUUGUUUUCUUAUAUUUUACUUGCGCUCGUGACUAAAAAAAGAUCCCCAAUGAUUCUUAAUUACUAGCAACGUAUUCUUUUAUUAUAGUCAUCUCAAAAGAGAAGGUUGUAUCAGAAGAGACCAUGCUCUUUUAAAUUGAAUUCUUUAUUUUUAUGCGACUAUUUGCUUUCAUAAUACAAAAUAUAUCUUAUUAUAAUUAUUUAAGUCCACGUGUUUAGAAAAGAUAGGCAAAGACAACUUAAUUGGUAUCGAAUCUCCAUAGUAUUUCGAUUUGCUUAUAUUAAUCUAGAUAAUAUUUUGCUAAGCUUAAUGAGCAUAACUGCCAUUGGCAGAGCUUAAUAUUUGCUGUGAUUACCUAUUAUUUCGUAAGAAUUAUUGUAAACAAUAUAAAUCUAUAAGCAUAUUUUAAGUGUAUUACCAAAAUGAUAUAUUUUUGUAGAGACAUGAAAUAAAGCAUUGUAUAUUACUAGUUAUUUUU